CGAAAAAUACAACAAGGAAGUGAUUGGUUUAUUGUGAAGGAAAUUAACCACCGGAUUAAACGUCUCCCCACAUCUGGGUUAUUUAGUGCUUUACGGUGGGGUGCCAGCAGGGCUGAAGUCACCGUGGACUCGCCCGGGAACCCGCAUCAAGUCGCCGCGAAGGACUCCGCUCUUAGCCCGCUCGGUAGCUAGCAAUGAACACGGACGUGGAAUUUCACAUCAGGCAGAAUUAUCCGUGGAGCAAGCUGCCAGCUAAUGUCAAACAGAGUUUGGGCAACUCGCAGCGCGAAUACGAGAAGCAUGUGCUGCUGUACAGCAUCCGCAACCAGCUGCGAUUCCGCAAUAACCUAGUCCGCCACGUCAGGAAGGACGAGCGCAGGUACUAUGAGGAGCUGCUAAAAUACAGCAGGGACCACCUGAUGCUGUACCCCUACCACCUGUCUGACAUCAUGGUCAAAGGGCUGCGAGUCACUCCGUUCUCAUACUACAUAGGAAUCAUGGAGGUGAGGAACUCCUGA
Molecule: messenger RNA, 518 nt
Organism: Cyprinodon variegatus (sheepshead minnow)
Lineage: Eukaryota; Metazoa; Chordata; Actinopteri; Cyprinodontiformes; Cyprinodontidae
Product: protein FAM91A1-like
Exons: 3
Coding region: 195-518 (107 amino acids)
Biological process (GO): intracellular protein transport
Cellular component (GO): cytoplasmic vesicle; trans-Golgi network
Source: RefSeq, a predicted model, not a curated record